Plectropomus leopardus (leopard coralgrouper) is the source of this 643-nucleotide messenger RNA. RefSeq names its product cytochrome c oxidase subunit 7A2 like (gene cox7a2l). Gene Ontology annotation, biological process: mitochondrial respirasome assembly; regulation of oxidative phosphorylation; mitochondrial electron transport, cytochrome c to oxygen. Gene Ontology annotation, cellular component: respiratory chain complex IV. Lineage: Eukaryota; Metazoa; Chordata; Actinopteri; Perciformes; Serranidae. The record is from RefSeq and is a predicted model, not a curated record.
UUUCCGUCGACGGUCGCAGCAGGAAGACCCUCUACCGGGUGAUUUUUGUUUUGGGUGACAUUUCUCCCCCGUCCUUCAGCAGGAAAAUGUACUACAAGUUCAGUGGUUUUACCCAGAAACUGACGGGAUCUGCUCCCACGGCCGCCUACAGCCCUCAGGGGCUGAGGCCGGGUGUGCCAGCAGAGUCCCCUGCCAUGAUCUUUGCCACCCCCACCAAAGUGGUGUCAGAGUCCGGGGCCACAGUGGAGUACCUGGGAACAAACAGGGUUCCUGACCUUCAGAGGUUAUUCCAGACGUCAGACGGUAUCCCCAUUCAUUUGAAGCGUGGAGUUCCCGACAGGCUACUGUACCGCACCACCAUGGCUCUCACUGUGGGAGGCGCUCUCUACUGUAUGGUGGCUCUUUACUUCGCAGCGCAGCCCAGCAAUAAGUGACCAACACAAAAAACAGGAUCUUUGUACAACACCUCUGACACCACGCUACUGUAAUUCAUCAACCCAUCAUUCCCAGCCGCCAUCUACCCUCGCCAUGCCACCUCUUGGGACUCUAAUCGCUGUUGGAGCAUCACACUCGAUGAUAACAACAACAAUGUCUGUCUUCUUUGUUGAAAAAAUGUCUGUUAAUAAAUUUUAGGUAAAACAUG